Anopheles maculipalpis is the source of this 1821-nucleotide messenger RNA. Its product is annotated as SET and MYND domain-containing protein 4-like. The transcript is spliced from 2 exons. Gene Ontology annotation, molecular function: protein binding. The record is from RefSeq and is a predicted model, not a curated record. NCBI's taxonomy places the organism in Eukaryota, Metazoa, Arthropoda, Insecta, Diptera, Culicidae. The coding region runs from base 1 to 1821 and encodes 606 amino acids.
AUGCGAAACACUGUAUCUAACUUGUUCGACGAACUGUGGGAUGAGACUCUCAAACGAUGCAUCAUACCGGUAACGAAACGGCAGCAGAGCUAUGAAGAAAUGCAAGAGUUUAUGAUACACCGAAUUGUAUCAUUUCUGGACGGAUUCCCCUACCGCGAGCGACUUAAACUGCAGCCGGAAGUGAAAAGUACCUCCAUAGCACAAAUCCUGCGCAAUGCCGGUAACAGCAAGUUUGAUCCGAACCGGAAAGAUCUACUCGGUGAGGCACUAAUAUUUUACAACGAAAGCAUCGCGCAUACCGAAAAAGGAUCGCCGGACCGUGCGAUAGCGUACGCGAACCGAGCGUCCGUCUGUUUGCAGUUUCGUCGGUAUGCGGAUUGCCUGAUAAACAUCAGAUUGGCCCGCGAAUCAAACUACCCAGCCCACCUCGAGGACAAGCUAAAUAGACGGGAAACGAUCGCCAAGAAAUAUUUGGCUGAAGAGCACGAUGGUAGGGCAGCAAAUGCAACCGAGCAAGCUGAUCGUGCCAUACAAAACGAUCGGAAGAAAGCUGUCGACGAGCUUAAAUUAAGCUACGACGCACAUGCGAACGCACCACAAGCAGCGGAAUGUUUGCGGCUACAGCGUAAUGCGCAAUUCGGACGGCAUCUAGUGACCGAUCGGGCACUAAAGGUGGGAGAUGUUUUGAUGAUAGAGAAACCAUUCGUUUCCAUACUGUUCCAUGAUGUCCCUCAUGUUCUGUGUGCGUACUGCCAUGCGGAACAAGCGUUUAUCCUCAUCCCAUGCGAGGUUUGUAGUACGGAGAUGUACUGCUCCGAGGAAUGUUUGAACAAAGCCCAACAUUACCAUCGGUACGAGUGCGGAGCUUUACGAAACAUGUGGUAUAUUGCGGAUCAUAUUAAUGGUAUGGCGGGAUUGCGAGCAGUAACGGUAGCAAUCGCCAUGUUCGAUCACGAUUUGGACGCACUCGAAAAGCAUCUGAACGAGCUGGACGAAUCGAAGGUGAGCGCAUUUACGAUGAACUGGAAAACGGCAACGCCGAAGGACAUCUACAACACGGUGCAUGUGCUACCGAUUAAUGACGCCUUUCGGCACCGUGAGAAAAUGGCACGGCAAAUUUUUCACUCCACCAUCGUGCUCCGGAUCUUGCUGGAGCGUACUGGGCUCGGUGCGAUGUGUGCCGGAAAUCCUAAGAAGGAAAAAUUGAUUUUCAAGCUAAUUCUGCGCCAUUGGCAAAUUGGCCAGUCACACUGGAUGAUGAUGCGCCAUUCGUGGCACGAAAAUGCAUCGAGUUCAUACGGGAGCCUCAGGUAUGCGGUCGGUUACUUCCCACUGUUAAGCUUGGUCAAGCAUUCCUGCGUUCCGAACGUGCAGCAGAUUACGCUUCCUGACGGACGCACUGCCCUGAUCGCCAUCAAUCCGAUUGCUGCGGGAGAACAGCUUUUCCAAUCGCACUUCUUCCCUAUGGAAUACCUCUCGGCAACUAUGGAAUACUUCUCGGAAACUAUGGAAUACCUCGAAAGAAGGACAGCGUUGGAGGACUGUUUCAAUUUAAUAUGCCACUGCGAUGGAUGUGAGCUACAGUUCGAUACGCUGCAGGAUAACGUAGAUGAUGAUCGCUUCUUAUGGCACAUUAAAUCGAUCCAACCUGCGUCCAAGCGGCUGGAGCUACUGGUCUGGUACAUGAACGAUCCGGGUCGACAGUAUCUGCCGUACUUCCUAACCAAGCUGCAGGCAAUUUAUGUGGUCUGGCUAAGCGACCUGUACAGUCAUUCAACACUUUUAAACUUCAAAAAAGCAUACCUCACGAAUUCACUUUGA